AUGGACGAAGACACAUCAUCUGACGAGGAGUCCAUAGGGGACGAUUUUCAAGAUGUUAUUCAGAAUCACACUUAUUCUAUUUUGUCAGGAUCGAGUGAAGAAGAGAAAGAGAAAGAUGAUGUUAAGAAAAGGGCAAAGAUUACUCCCGAACUUAAUGACACUAAACGCGUAAAUUUGGACGUACAUGUUGAAGAAGAACCCACAGAUACUGAAGAAGACAGGCUAAAUCCAGACACAACUUUAAGGGGUUAUAGUGUCUCAGAAAUAGAUAGUGUGUUUCUCAACAUAGGUGGUAUGUAUUUCGAAACAAGUCUUCAAACUCUAACAUUGGAUCAAACAAGUCUGUUUGCGUUGUCUUCGAGGAAUGGAGAAUUAGGGGAGUCGAGGACUCUGACAUACGACAGAGAUCCAACUCAUUUUCGCAUGGUAAUAAACCAUUUAAGAAACAGACUUUUUACAGACACAAGGACAUUACCAGACAAUAUUGGACAAUUAUUAGAGUGUUUACAAGAGGCCCAAUAUUACGAAUUGGGUGCUUUACAGCGGACAGUAGUGUCAAAAUUGGAACAGCUGACAGUUGUGUCACCACUCACAUUUCCAAGGUGGACUUACAGCGCUAAUCAGUGA
Messenger RNA from Ruditapes philippinarum (Manila clam), 627 nucleotides. Its product is annotated as BTB/POZ domain-containing adapter for CUL3-mediated RhoA degradation protein 3-like. The record is from RefSeq and is a predicted model, not a curated record. NCBI's taxonomy places the organism in Eukaryota, Metazoa, Mollusca, Bivalvia, Venerida, Veneridae. The transcript has 2 exons. The coding region runs from base 1 to 627 and encodes 208 amino acids. Gene Ontology annotation, biological process: protein homooligomerization.